AUGUUAAAAACCAAUAUUUAUAACAUCAAGAACUUGUUUGCUUACGUUAAGGAGCCCAAACGAAUUGGAGUGCUGGUAAAACCAGUUUUGAAGAGCCGCGCUCAUAUCUUUCUCGAAUUUGCUCUGCAGCUGUUGGGAGCAUUAAUCACUGGUAAACAUUUCGAUCGAAACGAUCCGGAUCACGUCCAACGAUUGGAUCCAUUUGUUUCGCUUAUCACACGAUGCCUUGAAUUCAAGUAUGAAAAGGUCAUCUCAAACGCACUUCGCUGUCUGAUUGGAAUGUUACACCUAUCGCUUCCAUCUGUGCAGAGUUCUCUCAAACAAAUAUCUGAGAGGCUAUUUCUUCUACUCUCUGAGUACUCAGUUCUUGGUAGUGCUGCUAAUAAGGAAUCUGUUCUUGCCUUGAACCAGUUACUCUGCAAGGCAUUCACUCAGUUGAUCAUUAUGGGAGACACUCCUUUCUUGACGGAUAAGCAUGUUUCUCUUCUAUUAAGCUAUGUUGAAAUAGAUGUAUUGGAUGUAAGUAGACAGGCCACUGCUUUUGCCUUGAUCAAAGCACUUGUGCGAAAGAAGGUCGAACAUAGUCAGGUGUGUGAUCCGCUAUGCAUCUUGUAG
Molecule: messenger RNA, 615 nt
Organism: Strongylus vulgaris
Lineage: Eukaryota; Metazoa; Nematoda; Chromadorea; Rhabditida; Strongylidae
Source: the annotation of a GenBank genome assembly